Eublepharis macularius is the source of this 1427-nucleotide messenger RNA. RefSeq names its product ribosomal protein L3 like (gene RPL3L). NCBI's taxonomy places the organism in Eukaryota, Metazoa, Chordata, Lepidosauria, Squamata, Eublepharidae. Gene Ontology annotation, biological process: ribosomal large subunit assembly; translation. The coding region runs from base 79 to 1302 and encodes 407 amino acids. The record is from RefSeq and is a predicted model, not a curated record. The transcript is spliced from 10 exons. Gene Ontology annotation, cellular component: cytosolic large ribosomal subunit; ribosome. Gene Ontology annotation, molecular function: RNA binding; structural constituent of ribosome.
CUUUGGUAUUAGCGAAGCGAGGCCCUUGCUAGUUGCCUCUUUCUCUCCUUUGCUCUGGGCUGAAGAAGACGCCUGAUCAUGUCCCAUCGGAAGUUUUCAGCUCCCAGGCAUGGCCACCUGGGCUUUCUCCCCCACAAGAGGAGCUGGCGCCACCGUGGGAAGGUGAAGACGUGGCCCAAAGACGACCCCAGUAAACCUGUUCACCUGACCGCCUUCUUGGGCUACAAGGCUGGCAUGACUCACAUCCUGCGGGAAAUUCACCGGCCAGGGCUGAAGGUCUCUAAGAGGGAGGAGGUAGAAGCAGUUACCAUAAUAGAGACCCCACCUCUGGUGGUGGUUGGAGUGGUGGGCUACAUUGACACAGCUCGAGGACUGAGGAAUUUCAAGGCCAUCUUUGCGGAACACAUUAGUGAUGAAUGCAGGAGACGUUUCUACAAGAACUGGCACAAGAGCAAGAAGAAGGCCUUUACCAAGUAUUGCAAAAAGUGGCAGGACGAGACUGGGAAGAAGCAGCUGGAGAAGGAUUUUGUGGCCAUGAAGAAGUACUGCAAGGUCAUCCGCAUCAUCGCGCACACACAGAUGAGACUUCUGCCGCUGCGUCAGAAGAAGGCCCAUGUUAUGGAGAUCCAGCUGAAUGGAGGCACAGUGGCCGACAAAGUGGACUGGGCUCGUGAGAAGCUGGAGAAGCAGCUCACGGUGCAUUCCGUUUUCAGCCAGAACGAGAUGAUCGAUGUUAUUGGUGUCACCAAAGGGCACGGGAUGAAAGGGGUGACAAGUCGUUGGCAUACCAAGAAGCUCCCAAGGAAAACUCACAAAGGGCUUCGUAAAGUAGCUUGCAUUGGAGCGUGGCAUCCCGCCCGGGUGGGCUACUCCAUUGCCCGGGCUGGCCAGAAGGGCUACCAUCACCGCACUGAACUCAACAAAAAGAUUUACCGCAUUGGCCGUGGAAUCCACAUAGAAGAUGGCAAAGUGGUGAAGAGCAACGCGUCCACCAAUUAUGACACAACAGAGAAAACCAUCACUCCCUUGGGUGGAUUCCCUCAGUAUGGAGAAGUCAAGAAUGAUUUUUUGAUGUUGAAGGGCUGUGUGGUAGGCACCAAGAAGCGGGUGCUGACCCUACGCAAGUCACUCCUGGUGCACACAAGCCGGAGAGCUCUGGAACCCAUCGAGCUGAAAUUCAUUGACACCACCUCCAAGUUUGGCCAUGGCCAUUUCCAGACAGCCCAAGAGAAACGGGCUUUCAUGGGCCCCCAGAAAAAACACCUGCUGAAAGGGAAGCCAGAAACCCAGGAAGAAUUGUAACCAGUUCCACUUGGGAAGACGCUUUCUGAUCAAAGACCUUCAAACUCUACCUGAGCCCCACCCACCCCCAUUCCUGCUUUCACCAGUUUCAAAAGUCAAAAUAUCAAGACAAAUCCUGUCCUUGA